CACCUAGGUCGUGCGCGUCUUGGGCCGACCUUUUUUCCUCCUCCCUUUCUCUAUUUCCCGAUCCCCUUUCCCUUUCUCUCUCUGGUUGUGUUCAUCGCGGCUCCUCUCUCUCUCUCUCGCCUUCGAUCUCCUCUUGGUUGUUCGCCGCCACCAUUGAUCUCUUCUCUUGGUCUUGGUCUCUCGUUGCUGCCGACCUCACCUGUUGCCUGUUGGUCGUUCUCUCUCGUCGCCGAUCGCGUCUUGCUGCGGUAUGCAUCCAACUAUCCAUCUUCCUCCGCCAACGCAAGCUUGCCUUUCUGCAGCAACUCAGCAGCAAGCAGCAACGCAAAGCUGCUCGUUGCUCGCUUGCGUAUUGCUUGCUUGCUACUCGUUGGAGCAGCAAGCAAGCAAUACGCAAGCUUGCUGCUUCAAGCAGCAGCUGUUGAUUUCAUUAAAUGAGUUUUAAUUAAAUUUCAAUGUAUAUUAUUCAAUACUCAGGAAAAAACAGGAAGUGAAAUGAAUGAUUCGGAUAGGACUGGAAGUACGGGAGCAUCGUCCGAGGCCUCCUCAAUUCUUAAAAGGAAGUCAAAUGAUGUUGGAUGGGAGCAUGGAAUGUUAAUUGAUCCAAAGAAUAUGGAUAAAAUUAAAUGUAAGUUGUGUGGUAAAAUUAUGUCUGGAGGUGUUUACAGAGUAAAAGAACACAUUGGCCACAUUUCUGGAAAUGUUUCUGCAUGUCCAAAAUCUUCUCCAACUGAUCAAGCCAAAUGUAAGAAUGCUAUUGCCGAGGCAAAGAAUAAGAGGAAAAAUAAGAAAAAGGAGGAAGAUUUGAUGAGAUCAACUGUUAAUAUCUCUGAAAGAGUGGAAGGGGAUGAUGAAGAUGAAUUGCAAGAGUUAGGUAGCAGAAAAACGUCCCGUACUCUUGGCCCUAUGGAUAAGUUUGCAAGCUCCAUCAGCCCUGAAACUUGUUUGAGUGCGAGAAUGACCCAAAGGCAACAAACUAUUAGUGAAGCACUAUUUAAAGAGAGAACACAGUCUGUUCGCGAAUAUUGUGCUAGAUGGGUGUAUGAAGCUAGUAUACCUUUCAAUGCAAUUGACAAUGAUAGCUUCAAAUUGUUUGUUGAGGCGGUUGGUCAAUUUGGGUCGGGCUUCAAACCUCCCAGUCAAUACCAAUUGAAGGAACCGCUAUUAAAGGGGGAAGUUGACAGAAUAAAAGAGUUAUUGAAGAAGCAUGAAGAAGAGUGGGCACGAACUGGGUGCUCCAUUAUGACAGAUGCUUGGACAGAUAGAAAAAGGAAGAGCAUCAUGAACCUAUGUGUUAAUUCUAAUGCAGGUACUGCUUUCCUUUCUUCUAGAGAGUCUUCAGAUGAAGCACAUACAAGUGAACUUAUCUUUGAGUAUGUGGAUAAAUGCAUUGAGCAAGUUGGGCCACAAAACGUCAUCCAAGUAAUAACCGACAAUGCUGCCAAUAAUAUGGGAGCGGCAAAAUUAUUGAAGGUGAAGAGGCCAAAUAUCUUUUGGACCUCAUGUGCUACUCACACCAUCAAUUUGAUGCUUGAAAGUAUUGGAAAACUGCGGAAGUAUAAGAAAGUCAUUGAUCAGGCCAAGAGUUUCACAAUCUUCAUUUAUGCACACCAUAAGACCUUGUCCUUAAUGAGGUCAUUUACGAAGAAGAGGGAUAUAGUGAGACCAGGAGUCACUAGAUUCGCUUCUGCUUUCUUGACUUUACAGAGUUGAUGGAGAAAAAGGCCCAACUAAGGGCAAUGUUUACCAGCUCUGAAUGGGAGGAGUGCAAAUGGUCAAAGAUUGUUAAAGGGAAAGCAGCCUAUGCUACUAUGAUGAGCAUUGCUUUUUGGAAUGGUGUGACUAUAUGCCUUAAAGUUUUUGCACCUUUGGUGAAGGUGCUUCGAAUUGUUGAUGCGGAUAGAAAGCCUUCUAUGGGCUUUUUAUGUGGAGAGAUUAAGCAAGCAAAGGAAGAUAUUAAAGAGGCCUUAAAUAAUCUUGAAAAGAACUAUAAGCCUAUUAUGGAGAUUAUUGAAGCAAGGGUAAAAGAUAGGCUAGAUAGUCCACUACAUUUUGCAGCUUAUCUUUUGAAUCCCUACUACUUUUUCAAGGAUAUGGAUAUACAACUUGAUAAUGAAGUGAUGGAUGGGCUUUUUAACUGUGUGGAGAUGUUUUAUCAUUAUGAUGGUGAAUUGCAAGGCCAUGUUAUAAAUGUUGAGUUGCCAAAGUAUACUCGUAAAGAUGGAGCUUUUGAAAAAUCGUGGGCAACUCAAGGGUGUGCGAAAAAUGAUGACAAUUAUAAUCCAGUUACAUGGUGGAUGACUUAUGGAAAUCAAACUCCAAACUUGCAACGAAUGGCAAGAAAGAUUCUCUCGUUAACCACUAGUUCAUCCGGUUGUGAAAGAAAUUGAAGCACUUUUGAAGGGGUUAGUGUAUAUAUGAAUUAUAUUUAUUUACUAUCAAUUAGUUAUCCUUAUUCAAUUAUCAUUUAUAUUGAUAUUGCUUUUAUUUUAUUUAUGUAGAUACAUACGAAGAAAAGAAAUAGACUAGACGUGAAUCGAUUGAACAAUCUAGUAUGUGUUCAAUUUAAUGCGAAAUUGAUGAACAAGCACAAAAGGGAGAAGGAAAGGAAUGUUGAUGUGCUACUUGCUAGUGAUGCUAGUAAUGCACAAGGAUGGAUCGUUGAUGGAGAAGAUGAUGAAGAAGUUGAGCCUGGUACGGGGCUCACUUGGGAAGUGGUUGGUGAAGCAUCGGGAGCAGACGAGAUGCUUCAAGCUCGAAGAAGUUCUAGGAUGAGAGAGCUUCAUGAAGAUGAUUUUCAAUCAGAAGAAGAAGAUGAGCAAGAAAUCAAUGAAUUUGAUUUUGAGUCCGAUGAAGAUCGUGUAUUGGAAGAAUAUGGAGAGGAAGAAGACCAAUUAGAUAGUUAGACUUAGAUUUUUCGGAUAUGGUUUAUGUUGUAUUAUUGCUACUUCUACCUUCUUGAACUUAUAACUAAUAUAAUAGUUUAUUUUCUGAGUCUUAAUUCCAUUAUUUCACUUGUCUUUUCAACUUUGAUUUACUUGAAAAUAAUAUC
Diospyros lotus (date-plum) is the source of this 3052-nucleotide messenger RNA. RefSeq lists its product as uncharacterized. Bases 496 to 1713 code for a protein of 405 amino acids. The transcript has 2 exons. The record is from RefSeq and is a predicted model, not a curated record. Lineage: Eukaryota; Viridiplantae; Streptophyta; Magnoliopsida; Ericales; Ebenaceae. Gene Ontology annotation, molecular function: DNA binding; protein dimerization activity.